Molecule: messenger RNA, 1502 nt
Organism: Ipomoea triloba (trilobed morning glory)
Lineage: Eukaryota; Viridiplantae; Streptophyta; Magnoliopsida; Solanales; Convolvulaceae
Product: ammonium transporter 3 member 1-like
Exons: 5
Coding region: 1-1464 (487 amino acids)
Biological process (GO): ammonium transmembrane transport
Cellular component (GO): plasma membrane
Molecular function (GO): ammonium channel activity
Source: RefSeq, a predicted model, not a curated record
AUGGCGGCAACGGUGGUGCCUCUGGCGUACCAGAACAACACGUCGACGGCGCCGGACUGGCUAAACAAAGGCGACAACGCAUGGCAGAUGAUCUCCGCCACCUUAGUGGGGCUACAGAGCGUGCCGGGCCUCGUCAUCCUCUACGGCAGCAUCGUCAAGAAGAAAUGGGCCGUUAACUCCGCUUUCAUGGCGCUCUACGCUUUCGCCGCCGUCGUCAUCUGCUGGGUCACCUGGGCGUACAAGAUGUCCUUCGGCGACAAAAUUCUCCCCUUCUUGGCCAAGCCCGGCCCUGCUCUCGCCCAAAAGUUCCUCAUUAGGCAGGCCGCUCUCCCCGCCACCACCCACUACUUGAGCGACGGCGUCACAGUGGAAACCCCGCCAGCGACGCCGUUCUACCCCAUGGCGUCGAUGGUGUGGUUCCAGUGCGUGUUCGCGGCCAUCACGGUGGUUAUUCUGGCCGGGUCGGUGCUGGGUCGGAUGAACAUUAAGGCGUGGAUGAUGUUUGUGCCGCUGUGGCUGACGUUUUCGUACACCGUCGGAGCGUUCAGCCUAUGGGGCGGCGGCUUCCUCUUCCACUGGGGUGUUAUUGACUAUUCAGGCGGCUAUGUCAUCCAUCUCUCCUCUGGUAUCGGCGGUAUCACUGCUGCUUACUGGGUAGGACCAAGGAGCAAGGCGGACAGGGAGAGAUUUCCACCAAAUAAUGUGCUGCUGAUGUUGGCCGGGGCAGGGCUGUUGUGGAUGGGGUGGGCCGGCUUCAACGGCGGCGAUCCUUAUAGCGCCAACGUCGAUUCCUCCCUCGCCGUCCUCAACACCAACAUUUGCGCCGCCACUAGCCUCCUUGUUUGGACUUGUCUUGACGUUAUCUACUUUGAGAAACCCUCCGUUAUUGGCGCCGUCCAGGGAAUGAUCACCGGCCUAGUCUGCAUCACCCCCGGUGCUGGUCUGGUGCAAGGAUGGGCGGCCAUAAUCAUGGGGAUUCUCUCAGGAAGCGUUCCAUGGGUCACAAUGAUUAUUAUCCACAAGAGGUGCCCUUUGCUCCAGAAAAUCGACGACACCCUCGCCGUCUUUCAUACCCACGCCGUAGCCGGCUUCCUCGGCGGCAUUCUCACCGGCGUCUUCGCCGAGCCCGUCCUUUGCAACCUCUUCUUGCCGGUCACCAACACCAGGGGUAGCAUUUACGGCGGCUCCGGCGGCAUUCAGUUCCUGAAACAAAUCGUCGGUGCCGGUUUCAUCAUCGGGUGGAACGUUGUAGUCACGUCCAUCAUCUGUCGAGUUAUCGGAUUGAUAGUGCCUUUGAGGAUGUCGGAAGAACAACUAAAGAUCGGCGACGAUGCAGUACAUGGGGAGGAGGCUUAUGCUCUGUGGGGCGACGGAGAAACGUAUGAUUCGACAAUUCAUGGCACAUCGCCGGAGGGCGACGGACUGCAUCGGAAUUUGUCUAGCGGAGCGACUCAAGUGGUGUAAAAAUAAUUGAAAUUAUAAUGUGAAUAUUAAAUUAUUAA